This is a messenger RNA of Entamoeba dispar SAW760, 933 nucleotides long. RefSeq lists its product as uncharacterized. The record is from RefSeq and is a predicted model, not a curated record. The transcript has 2 exons. The coding region runs from base 1 to 933 and encodes 310 amino acids. NCBI's taxonomy places the organism in Eukaryota, Evosea, Mastigamoebida, Endamoebidae. Gene Ontology annotation, molecular function: GTP binding.
AUGCAGGUUCAUGGUAAAAGUUCACUUGGUAAUUUUAUUCUUAAAAAGAAUGUGUUUAGUGUUAGUGUUAAUCCUAAUUCUGAAACCAAUGAAACAAAAGGAUAUUCCGGAACAGGUGAUAGAAGUGAUAUAUUUGUUAUUGAUACACCUGGUUUUAACGAUUCUAAAGGUCCAGAAAGUCAAAGAGAAUAUAUGAAUCAAAUGGUAGAUUAUAUUAAAAAAGAAGGAGAAGGACUCCGAGCCAUUGUUGUUGUAUUAAAUUUUAAUGAAGUUAGACUUUCAGAAAAUAUUAAAAUAAUGAUUAGAAUAAUAGCUAAUGCCUUUCCAAUUGCUGGCUUUUGGAAACAUGUUUGUAUAGUAUGGACAUUUUGUGAUUGUUAUAAACCUCAAGUGUAUUAUAAUAAAGAACUGAUGGAUUUUAUUAACCAAACAACAGGAAGUGAACGCAUCAUUUUCCCAAUGUUUUUUGUAAACUCAAAACCACUUGCAGGAUAUGAUAACUCUAGAUCAGAGAAUGAAAUUGAAUCUCUUUUAAAAUGGGCAAGAAAGUUAUCAUUUAUUGAUGUUGAUAAAGUUGUAAAGAGGGACAUUUUCUAUGAAUCUGUUAUUCUAGAAGAGAAAGAUGAAGAAAUAAUCAUAAAUAAAACAAAAAGUAGUUUAACAAUUCAAAUCAACCACUUGACUAGGGAGAGAAGAAUUCCUUAUUAUGAGCGUAAACCUGUUUACUCAGAUUGGGAAGUUGGUAGUUCUAAGACUAAAACCAAAGAGUUUCAUAAAGAAUAUGUCCCACAAUAUAUUUACAGAGAUCCACCAAAAGAGAAAAAAGAUGAAGAAGGUAUCGACCUUGACGAAACAAUGCCAAAUUUGCUUGCUGCAGGUGUUAUUGUGGGUACUGUCAUUGCAAGUGUAAUUGAUAGUCGAAGAAAAAAAUAG